AUGAAUCAAUCAAAGACGAGUUUGAGAAAACAGCACAAAAGAUCUGUGACAUGCUUUUAAGAUAAUUAAUUGAAUUAAGCAAUUCAAACAAUCAUUGGGGUGAAGAUGUUCAAUGAAGUUUUGAAUGAAGGAGUCAUUAAUUUGCAUCCAUCUGAUAUCUUCUUCAAUAAGUUAAUUGACUAUGCCUUCAGAAAACAAUAAGUCACAAUGGCUGAAUUCUUGCUUACCUUCAUGAGAGACAAUGCUAAGAUUCAACCAACAAUUGUCACUAUUAACACAAUGAUUGACUAGUAUUUCAAGAAUAAUUAGAAGGAUAAAGCUUGGAAAACUUUUGAGAAUCUGAAACUCACAUCUACCAAACCUGACAAUUUCACCUAUACUACUUUAAUCAAUGGUUUAAAGAAUUCUGAUAAUAUGGAUCUCAGAUUAGCAUUCUAAUUAUUUGAAGAGUAUAAGUAAUUCAAUCAACCUGAUUAAAUUAUCUACAAUUGUUUAUUAGAUGCUUGUAUAAAUGCUGGUGAUUUAAAUAGAGGAUUUUAAUUGCUAAAUGAGAUGAAAUAAUCAUAAUCAAUUUAAUUGGAUGAAAUCACUUAUAAUACAUUGAUCAAGGGAUGUGGAAGGAAGAAGAGAUUAAAUGAAGCCAUUAGUUUGUUCGAAGAGAUGAAAUAGAUUGGUAUCAAACCAAAUAGAAUAAGUUUCAACUCCUUACUUGAUUCCUGUGUGAAAUGCAAUAAGAUGAAUGUUGCUUGGAGAUACUUUGAAGAAAUGAGAAAGCAAUAUGGCAUCUUCCCAGACAAUUUCACUUACAGCAUUUUAGUUAAUGGCAUUAAAACUAAUCAUUCAAAUAGAGAUGAAUUGCUAAGAGCCAUUACCUUAUUGGAAUAAAUUUAAGAAACUGGACAAUUCAAACCAGAUGAGAUUCUUUAUAACUCAUUGAUUGAUGCUUGCGUUAAAUUCAAUGAGAUCUAAAAGGGAAUGCAAUUAUUCAAGGAAAUGAAGAAUAAAAUCAAUUGA
Messenger RNA from Paramecium tetraurelia, 1014 nucleotides. RefSeq lists its product as uncharacterized. The record is from RefSeq and is a predicted model, not a curated record. Gene Ontology annotation, molecular function: protein binding. Lineage: Eukaryota; Ciliophora; Oligohymenophorea; Peniculida; Parameciidae. The transcript has a single exon.